Molecule: messenger RNA, 1390 nt
Organism: Suillus clintonianus
Lineage: Eukaryota; Fungi; Basidiomycota; Agaricomycetes; Boletales; Suillaceae
Exons: 5
Coding region: 389-1270 (293 amino acids)
Source: RefSeq, a predicted model, not a curated record
GUACUGUACAUCCAGCACUUGGCCAGGACGCGUAAUUGCGAGCGUGGCUUCCAACAUUAACGGGCUUGUCAUGAAAAUGCCUCGUCUUGCAAGUGUCUCGCGAGUCGCGACGCGUUCUCCACAUCACGGAUCCAGUCUCGUAUGUUCUAAUGUCGCGAACAUGUCAAUUGAAGUGAACAUACCGUGAGGCGCGGCAUCACUUCGUCAGCCUCCGUAGUAACUCUUAGGAGCCAUCCCCUGGUCUCCCUGGUCUCCCAGGUACCAUCUCACAUCAAGAGAGCAGUAUUCAUCAUCACAGCCAUCGACAGUACAGGAGGUACAGUAUAAAACCUCCUAUGUUCGUCGACAAAGAGCAGUCUAAACCAACAAACCCUCUUACAAGAACAACAUGUCUGAACAACUCUUCAAGUCUUUUGCUAUCAUCGGCGCGGGCCCCAACACCGGCAUCCAUAUCGUCAAGGCCUUCCUCGCCAUCGGCAAACCACUCCUCGUCAUCGCUCGCCCAACAUCCACGAACAUCGCUGCCCUCCCCACCGACGACCCCAACCUAAAACUCGUACGCGCAGACUACACAUCCAUAUCCGAGAUCUCCACAGUCCUCCGCGAGCACAAUGUAGACGUCCUCAUCUCAACCGUCACACUCGUUUUCGGAGGUGUGGUCGGCCAGAACAUUCUCGCAGACGCUGCAAAGGAAGCAGGCGUGAAGCUCUUUGUCCCCAGCGAGUUCGGUAUUAAACCCCAAUUGGCCAAAGGCGGUUUGGCUUUCCAAAAGACUGACUUUGCAGCUUAUGCAAAAUCAAUCGGACUCCCAACUCUCCGCGUCUUCAAUGGAUUAUUCUACGAAUUCGUACCCUGGCCCACAGCGCUCGCCGACACAGGCAAGUUCCACAUCGUAAACAAGGGAGAAACAAAAGGGUCCUUCACAGCAGUAUCAGACGUCGCAGGCUACGUAGCUCACAUCCUCACCACUCAACCUCCCUCCCGUCUACUUGACGCCGAAAUACAAAUAGAGGGACAACGCGCAACGCUCUCGGAGAUCGGCGCAUUGUAUGGAGCUACUGCACCUGUUGUGUAUUGCGAUGCUCUUCCUACCGAAGGUGUCGUCAACGCGCAUUUCAGGACGUUCUUCCAGAAGCAUAUUGGGGUUGGGGGAGGAAGUUGUGGGUGGAACCCUGUGACGGAGUCGGACGACCCGGAAUCGGCUAGUAGGGAUAACUCCUUAUGGGAGGGGCACCACUGGUUGACUGUCGGGGAGGCUCUUGGACUGUGAUUGGAACUAAGUAGAAAUUCAGGACUCUUACCAUGGGACUCCGUAGCUUACUCACAGCAUUUAUGUUUUCCUACCAGCAGUUAAUCUAUCACUAGAUCAUGCACGAAUGAAGACAGUACU